AACUUAAAAAUGUUUUUGUUUUGUGUAUUUGCUUUGUUUAUUGAAUUUUUUUUUUUUUUGAGUAUCAAUAUAUUUUUCAAAUCUAUUGCCGAAUAUAACAGUUGAGAAAAUUAUUCAAAGGUAUUUAAAGAUAUAUUUAUUAAAGAAAAAGGUUAAACUAACGAAGAUAAAAUGGAGUUGAGUGAUUGUCUUAAAACUGAAUUAGAAUUGAUAAAAACUAAAAUUGAUAAAGACGAAGUUUGUGUUCUUGAGCAAUUUUUAUCCGGGUGUACAACAGCGGAAGACGUUAGCGUUUUAGCUAUACGAUACAGACACUUUUUACGCGAAAAAUAUUCUUCUAAUUGGGGUAGUUGCAAUUACGAGCCAAUUAAACGCCCAAUCAAAAUUGCUUAUCUUCUUAACCCAGACAAAAUAUUUUACAAUGAAAUAGAUGAUGUGAUUUGCAAUUAUUUGCGUAACGAAGGGGCGGAAGUGAUACCAUUUACAUAUCAAAAUUUCUACUUUAAAGGUAGCAAAAAUGGAAUAGACCUUUACAUUGAUAACAAAGUAAUUGAUCUCGAUGGUUUUCUUUCAUACGGGUACAGAAGUAAAAACAAUAUGGAUAUUUAUAUGUACGUUGUCCAAAUGAUGGAACAAAAGGGGGUAGUGUGUCUUCACUCGCAUGAAAUCGAUUGCAUAAUCAACAGUAAGCUUCUUCAAUCCAUAUAUUUUGGCAAAGCAAAAAUUCCAAUACCAGAUACAUAUCAAACGUUUGAUAUACAAAGCACUAAGACACUUGUUGAAUCGGUCGACAUUGCACCGUGCAUUGUUAAGUUGCAUGACGGUUACGGUGGUGCCGGGGUUUCGAAGAUCGACCAUAAAAACGGUAUCAUUAACUUUGUUGGAAAGUGUAUUUGGAAAAACGAACACAUUCUAGUACAAAAAUACGUGCCUGAUUCAAUAGGUCGUUCAGUAAGAGUAUUAUGUUUUAAUGGCAAAACCUUUAGCAUUGCAGAAUACCAAGAUUUAUCGGGGAGCCUUUUGUCAAAUGCAAGUUACGGAGACAAAUUUAGGCUCAAUUCAUUAAUGUCUCAUCCAAAAUACAACAUUUAUGCAGAAGUUGCGGAAAAAGCGUUAAGUUCUCUAGGAGAUAUACUAAUCGGAGGUGUUGAUAUUUUAGAUUCAAAGACGGAAGGCGUAGUAGUACUUGAAGUAAAUGGUUUUCCAGAUAUUUUUGACAAUUGGCUUAUUACCGGGAAGUGUGGCUUCCACCAGUUAGCUAAAUGCUUUAUGGAUAAAAUAAAAAAUGCCAUUUUAAAAAGGUGUUCUAAUAAAAAAUUUUAAAAUUAAUAUAUAAAAAGCUUGUUAAUAAUAUUUUCAAAGAUGUUUUUAUAUAUAAAAUA
Messenger RNA from Hydra vulgaris (swiftwater hydra), 1382 nucleotides. Its product is annotated as probable alpha-L-glutamate ligase. The record is from RefSeq and is a predicted model, not a curated record. Gene Ontology annotation, molecular function: metal ion binding; ATP binding; ligase activity, forming carbon-nitrogen bonds. NCBI's taxonomy places the organism in Eukaryota, Metazoa, Cnidaria, Hydrozoa, Anthoathecata, Hydridae. Gene Ontology annotation, cellular component: cytoplasm.